CUAAGAGAUAAAUGUUCUCAAUUACCAGGAUGUUCUUCUUUAAAAGAGAAAUUAGAGGCUUGUAAUGAAAGAAUAAACAACACAGAAAAAACAGAGGAAACUUGUAAUGAAGAAUUGAUAGAUUUCAUGCAUUGUAUAGAUGUUUGUGUAAGUAAGACCAUUUUUACUCUCCAUUUUGCCAUACUUUGGACGAGAUUUUGA
Messenger RNA from Lottia gigantea (owl limpet), 201 nucleotides. RefSeq lists its product as hypothetical. The transcript has a single exon. Gene Ontology annotation, biological process: mitochondrial electron transport, ubiquinol to cytochrome c. The record is from RefSeq and is a predicted model, not a curated record. NCBI's taxonomy places the organism in Eukaryota, Metazoa, Mollusca, Gastropoda, Lottiidae. The annotation marks the transcript as partial.